Messenger RNA from Myotis brandtii (Brandt's bat), 2495 nucleotides. It is a transcript of the gene HEMK1, whose product is annotated as HemK methyltransferase family member 1. The transcript is spliced from 10 exons. The coding region runs from base 950 to 2182 and encodes 410 amino acids. Gene Ontology annotation, cellular component: mitochondrion. Gene Ontology annotation, biological process: protein methylation. NCBI's taxonomy places the organism in Eukaryota, Metazoa, Chordata, Mammalia, Chiroptera, Vespertilionidae. Gene Ontology annotation, molecular function: protein methyltransferase activity; nucleic acid binding. The record is from RefSeq and is a predicted model, not a curated record.
GGUGGGGGUCGGGAGGGGCGGGGGGGCCCGGACUGCAACACCUGGGAGAACCUCACCCCCAGCCCCGUGUGCAUAUGAGGAAAUGGGCCUGGGGAGGUGACUUGCCCGCAUCGUGGACGUUGCGGUGCGGGAGCGAGAGGGAAGCUGGGCCCCUGGCUUCGGCCUCCGCGGCGCUCGGUGGACAGAGGCCGGGGGCCCUGGGUUUGCGUCUUGCCCGGGACAGCUUCCCCCCACCCCCCUCGCGGAGCCUCCUUUGCUCCCGCCUGCUCUGCAGAUGCGCACCCAGGACAGGCUCGGUGGAGCUUGUCGGGACCUUGGUCCGUGUGAAAGGAAAGGGCAUCACUGACUCAACACCUUCCGUGAAGAGUUUGUGCAACUCAAGUGCAAAAUGAGCAGAAAUUGUCAGCAUAUUAGCUGGCAAGUCAUGCUGCCAUGUAGGGUUAUGGGUUGAAUUGGGGGGCGUGGCAUUUCUGCGUCCAAAUCUAUGACAGUCCAGGCAAAAUAGCAAAAGCAGAGCCCGGCAAAGGCAGCCCUCUUCCCCCCCCCACCCCCCGUAAUAUUAGUCCAGAGCAUAUAACAUCGAGUCCCUUCUGACUGCUGGGCUGGCUCCCAGACCCUUGACAUUCAGGGCCCAACACACCGCUGGUCAUAAAAUUGGUGUUAUCUCCCCCAUGUGAUGGACAAGGAAACCGAGACCCGGAAAUGAUGCUUUCCCCAAGGCCACCUACUCUGGGUCACACAGAUUUGUCCAACACCCACGCCCGGGCCCUGGCCCGUUUAUCAGCAGGGGCUGAGCUGUGGGUUCAACCCACCUCCGCUAACAGCGUGAAGGAACAUCACUGGCCAAGACCAGAAGGACCGAAUAGGUGUGGGAGGCUCAAAAUGGAGUCGCGGAGGUGACAGCGCCAGAGCGAGCCCUCGCCCGGCAGCAGGUCGGAGGGGGUGGGCCAUGGGGCUCAGCGGCUGGACUGGUUCUCCUUCCCUCCGCCAGGUGGGCAGCACGCCUGAAGGCCAGAGCCGUGACCUCUGCCUCUCCCCCAGCGGGGCCAGUGACAUCGCAAGGACGACGUGGGGGCUUGGGCGUGCUCGGGGGAGCCUUCCCGGGGACAUGGAGCUUUGGGGUGGGAUGCUGUGGGCCCUCCUGUCUGGCCCCGGAAGGCGGGGAGGCACUCGGGGCCGGGCCUUCAGUUCCUGGCGACCCCACCGGCCUCAGGCUGGGUUGAGUGCCACAGAGCUGGUCAGCCAGUGGACGGCGGUCUUUGAGAAGAGGGGCAUCCCCGAGGCCCGGGAAUCCAGUGAGUACAUCGUGGCUCAUGUCCUUGGAGCCCAAACAUUUCAGAGCCUGAGGCCGGGACUUCGGUCGAAGCCCCUGACCCCCUGGCAGCUACAGUGCGUCCAGGAGCUGAGUAGCCGCAGACUGCAAAGGAUGCCUGUGCAGUACAUCCUUGGCGAGUGGGACUUUUGCGGCCUCAAUCUGAAGAUGGCACCCCCAGUGUUCAUCCCUCGGCCUGAGACGGAGGAGCUGGUCGAGUGGGUGCUGGAGGAGGUGGCCCAGAAGUCCCGUGCGGUGGGAGCCCAAGGCGGCCCCCUCAUCCUGGAGGUGGGCUGUGGGUCGGGAGCCAUCUCCCUCAGCCUGCUGAGCCAGCUGCCCCAGAGCCGAGUCAUUGCUGUGGAUAAGGCAGGAGCCGCCAUCUCCCUGGCCCGAGAGAACGCUCAGAGGCUUCAGCUGCAGGACAGGAUCCGGAUCGCGCCCCUCGAUGUGACCUUAGAGGGCAACUGGGCACACCUUCUGCCCUGGGGCCCCAUGGACCUGCUCGUCAGCAACCCUCCCUACGUCUUCCACCAGGACAUGGAGCAGCUGGCCCCUGAGAUCCGCAGCUACGAAGACCCCGCAGCCCUGGAUGGCGGGGAGAAGGGCAUGGACGUCAUCGUGCACCUCCUGGCCCUGGCCCCUCGGCUCCUGAAGGACUCCGGAAGCCUCUUCUUAGAAGUGGACCCCAGACACCCAGAGCUGGUCAGCAGCUGGCUUCAGAGCCGGCCGGGCCUGUCCCUCGAGCUCGUGGCUGUGCGCAAGGACUUCUGCGGGAGGCCCCGGUUCCUGCAUAUCCAGAGGUCUGGGCCGCACGGUGGCUGCCCUGUGGACACCUGGCCAGCGCCCCAGCCUGCCGGAGUGCCCGGAUGACACUUCCUCCUGGACUGCUCCUGGGAGAGGUGGGCGCCUUCCAGAGCUGGUGCUGGCGCAUUUCCACGGCUCUGGGUGCCCUGCUCUCCAUUUUAGGAGACUUGGGGCAAAAGGAAGGGCAGGGGUGUCCUUCCUGCUUCCCGGGGCAGCAAAGAGCAAGGGCACCCCCAGUCCAGCUCUGGAGCUGAGGGACCCAGGUGCCCAGUCUGGCUCCGUCCCACCGGCAGGGCCAGUGCAGCUGCUUAGCGUCUCUGGUGGGACAGCUCGGGAGCGGGGAGAGCUGGCCAAUAAAGUGUCAAGGGCGGACAUGGUG